Messenger RNA from Oncorhynchus gorbuscha (pink salmon), 4751 nucleotides. Its product is annotated as mitogen-activated protein kinase kinase kinase 19-like. The record is from RefSeq and is a predicted model, not a curated record. NCBI's taxonomy places the organism in Eukaryota, Metazoa, Chordata, Actinopteri, Salmoniformes, Salmonidae. Gene Ontology annotation, molecular function: protein binding; protein kinase activity; ATP binding. Gene Ontology annotation, biological process: protein phosphorylation.
ACUGCACAGGGAAGGAGAGCAAACACACUGAAGAAGCUAAACUAGGAGGAGGUUUUCUUAUAAAACAGCUGCUAAAUGCAGAACACUAUAUUUGUUUGUCAAAGAACAUUGGAGUAAAUGUGAAGCAUGAAAAUUGGGCAAAGGAUUGAGUAAGACAUUUCAAAGUAUGAGACCAAGAAUACUGAAGGACCCUUGUGGAUGAUGGAGAGUAGUGAGAGAAGGGUUCUGGGGGCUGGUAUUGAGGUGCUGAGGGGAGAGCUGGAGGUGGUAGGCCUGGGGCUGGAGGAGCUGGGAGAUUGUCCCUGGGAGGAGGUGGAUGUUCCCCGCAUGGAGGGGGGCUGUACUCCUCUUAUCACUGCCUGCCAGAGGGGCUUGACUGAGGUUGUACACUUCCUUCUGAAAAGAGGAGCCGAUGUGACUCUGUGCAACCAUAGCAACCAGACACCACUGCAUGUGAGUCUUCCAGUCCUCCAGGGGGUGCUGUUAUCAGCCAUGUUCAGGGCUCUGCCCCACCAGACCCAGCUCCUCCAGGCUGCUUGGCAGGGAGACCUCCACUCCCUGCAGCACCUUCUGGCCCAGACAGACCUAGUGGACGUGAACACUCAGAACCGCGACGGGCUGACCCCUCUAAUGCUGGCUGUGAGGGACGUCGACUUGUUUGAGGAGCUGGACGUCCGAUUGCCAUGGGAAUACAGACCUGUGGAGGUGGUCAGGGAACUGCUGGCUCUCUCAGCUGACCUGGGGGUGUGUGAUGACAACGGCUGUUCUGCUCUUCACUAUGCUGCACAGAUAGAGAGCCCCAUGAAAGACGAACUCAUCCACAUGAUGGUUGAGUCCCUCAGACAGCCAGCGCCCACGCCCCUGGACCUGCAGUGCUUCCACCCUGACGAGCUGAGAGUAAACUCCCCCAGCCCCUCUCCCUAUCUGACCCAAAAUGUCCUCAUUCAGACUGCUGCCAGCACAGAGGAUUUGCUGGAGUCUCCAGAGUGCGUUCCUUUAUCCAACCAUCAUAAAGCAAUCAAUCAAGAUAAGGGGCUCUCCCUCUCCUUCCAGAGCGCCAUGGAUACCCUGAUGGACAUGAGGCAAGCCUACCAAGAUCUGGGGAAGGGUAGCAGUCAAGGUUCAUCUCUACCCAGUCUGUGGUUCAGAGCCAGACACUUAGACAAACUGGAUCCUACACCGGGGCUAUUGAAGACCACAGGAAGCUCAUCCUGCCUGCCUGUUUCCCCCAGGCUCAGAUGUGAGGCUGUGGCCCCCAGCCCGGUGGCCCCUCACCCAGCCCAGCUGAGCCAAUCUGCCCCCGGUCUAUUGGAGCCUCUCCUGGACUCUCUAGUCCAUGCCCGAGUUCACAUCCAGAACAGGCUUGGAUGUGGUGAAACGGAGAAAAAAAGCAGUGGUCGAAAGGGCUCCUUCCCUGCCCUGCUUCCAGGCCCCAUCAGGACCCCCAAGCUGUUAGCCCCUCUGGAGGGGAGGCAUAGAAACGGUGGAGUGCUGCCCGGCCUGAAGCACCCUUCUCCCCUAAAGCCCAUCAACCUUGUGCCCCUGAUGCCCCUGACCUCCAUGUCCUCCAUAACCUCCAGGCUGAGGAGGGAGAGGCUGGCCAGGACCAGGGUGAGCCCCAGAGGGUCCCCAGGCACCAGAGGGGGCAGCGAGGAGAGCAGCUUCAGUAGCCAAUCCUCCAUUGACUUGGAGGUAGAGGUGGAUGACAAUAAGAGAGACUUAAGAGACCUAAGAGAGACUACAGCAAAACAACACGCUGGAGAGACUUUUGAGGGAAGGUUGCAAUUGGAUCUAGACUCAUCUGGAAAGUUUAAUGUUGGAGAUUACAGUCAGGAUAAUGCAGACCAUAAGAAUAGGGAGUCGACAAGACAUCAGGGUGCCUUUCCUAGGGAUAACAAGGAAGGAGUAUCUAUCAAAUCUGACCCUGGAGGGAGAGGGUACAAAGCAAUAAUUGAGUUGAGUCACCAACUUAACAUCUUUGAAAUUCGUCAAAUCGGGGUUAACAGCACUUCAUGCUUUGAGAGGGACUGUGAGGGUGCUCAGGGGGGUCUCUCAAAAGAGACUACAAGUACUGAGCCAACUACCACAUGUCCCUUUGCAUCUAAAAGAAAUGGAAACAAAGAGAUUCAAGUUGAUGACAAUGCAAAGACUAGUGUUGUGGAUGACACCAAGUAUCAAUGUCUUCCUUCCACUGUGAAUGUCACACUACCUGAAUUAAACCCUCCUACAGAGAAAAAGAUCAAACCUAUCAAGCCUGCCAAGAACAAAGAGAGUAGAGGCAGCACUAGCAUCCAAACCAAUCAGUCUUUCAACGUCUUGGCACACAAAGAUCACAUUCGGGGGAACAGCAAGUCCAAAAGCAACCUGAGGACUUCACCCAUUCCUUCACAAGUCAAAGGCAAAGUCAGAAAACCUCCUGAUCUCAUCGUCAAUGGGAUAAUCUCUACAAAGACUGGUCAGAAUAGCACAGACUCAACCUCUGUCAGAACGAGGGUUACAGAGCCCGUACAUCCAAGCUGCAAAAAGCUGAACAACGACAAAAAGGCACUUAAAAUAAAAGUACCUUGUCAGAAACAUAUUCAGCAGAGGGAACCGAAAAGUGCCAGACAAGCCAAGACUGGGUCACAACUGGGGACCCUGAGGGCCAAGUCAGCCGUGGACUACAUCACGUAUAGUGAUAUCUUCCAGGAAAUCAACACCGGAGAUGAGGGACCAGUCAUCUAUGAGAUGUUUGCCGGCCCGGUGUUUGACAACAUAAGAGUUUCCAGUUCAUGUGAGAGGACGAGGCAGGUCCCGUCUGCCCCGUCUAGGAAGACCCAAACCCACAGGACCAAACACAAAUGCCCUAAACCACUGGAGAGCAGAAGAGUGAGGCGAAGCCCUGUGGACAAGGCCAAGCAGAGGAAGAACAGGGCUAUUAGGCCUAUAUCCAGGGGAAAGUCACAUCUGACACCUAUCGCCAGCACGCAUGACAAAGACGACGUGGUGGUUAUUUCUGGGCUUGACUGGCAAUCCACAUCCAGACUAAGACUGAGCUGGUCCUCGGUAAAGAUGGAGAAGAGACCGUCUCUCCCAGCACACCAGAGGUUCAGGGGGGACCACAUGUUGUCACUGUCAGUGAUCGAAGAAGUGCUGUCUAUGUCCAGCCAUACGCCAAACCCACUAAUCUCUCACCACUGGCCGAGAGACGAAACCUCCCCCAGUCAGACAAAGACUAAACUCACAUCUCAUUCUGACCCAGUUGAUGAUCACCUCCAUGUGCUGCACAAUAGGGGACCCAUGGCGAACAACAUGUCAGAAAAUGAGAAAAACAAGGCAAAUCAUUUAGACCAUUCAUCCACCCUAUCCGAUUGCCCUGUGCAGCCUAAGAUCAACACCUGGACCUCAGGUAGCUGUGACAGCAGGACAGUGUCCCCUGUGUUCCAGAAGUUUCAGGAUGAUGUGGGGGAGGGACCACUGACCGAUGACCUGCUCCGUUGUCUGGCAGAAGAGCUGAUGUCACUGGAUGAGAGAGAUGGUGUAUGUCCAGAAAACAACUGUGACUCAGACCAGAGGGAAUUCAGAAACAAUUCUGAGCUGAGAUGUGAGAAGUCAUUACUGGGGGAUUUUACAUCACCUGGAGAAGUGCUCAGUGGGUCUGGGUUGGUAGUGGAUGAUGCCAUCACCUGGAGGAAAGGAGAAGUGCUGGGCAGAGGAGCUUAUGGAACUGUGUUCUGUGGACUGACCAACCAAGGCCAGCUGAUAGCCGUAAAACAGGUGGCCCUGGACGCCUCAGACCUCGUAACCGCAGACAAGGAGUACAACCGUCUACAGGAGGAAGUAGACCUCUUAAAGAACCUCCAUCACGACAACAUUGUGGGAUUUCUGGGCACCUCUCUGCGGGACCACAUGGUCAGCAUCUUCAUGGAGUAUGUCCCCGGAGGCUCCAUCGCCAGCGUGCUCCACCGCUUUGGUCCCCUUCCGGAGCGCGUCCUGGCCCUGUACACUCGCCAGAUCCUGGAGGGGGUGUCCUACCUGCACCUCAACAGGGUCAUCCACAGGGACCUGAAGGGGAACAAUGUGAUGUUGAUGCCUACAGGAGUAGUCAAGUUGAUAGACUUCGGCUGCGCCCGCCGUUUGAGAUGCCUCACUCACACAUACAGUCAUAGUGACCUCCUGAAAUCGGUGCAUGGCACGCCCUAUUGGAUGGCGCCAGAGGUAAUCAACGAGACGGGUCACGGCAGGAAGUCGGACAUCUGGAGCGUGGGGUGCACAGUGUUUGAAAUGGCCACGGGGAAGCCGCCGCUGUCACACAUGGACAAGAUGGCAGCGCUGUUCUACAUUGGGGCGAGGCGAGGCCUAAUGCCCUCGCUGCCUGACAGGUUCUCAGAGGACGCCAGGGAUUUUGUUCAAGUCUGUCUGACCAAUGACCAGAAACAGCGCCCGUCUGCAGAACAACUAUUGGACCACCCUUUCAUUCCUAACAAUGUGAUCUUAGUUUAGGACCUACACUCAAAGCUGUUAGGAAAUAACGCCAGAUGUGCCAAUCAGGAACACCUAUCAAUCAUUUAUAUAACAUGUCCAAAUUGUAUUUUUAAAUGCCCUUUCAAAUGUAUUGCUUAAAACUUAGAUACUUUCCAUAGGCUAUUACACAAAUAAUUCCUUGAAUAUUUGGGGCACCUUUGAUACAACUAGCAUUUGUCAAACAUAUUGCAUCCAUACUUUUCAUAUAGCAUACAGUAAAUACCAACCAUACAACAUAGGUAAUGUUU